Messenger RNA from Neurospora tetraspora, 159 nucleotides. RefSeq lists its product as uncharacterized. The annotation marks the transcript as partial. Lineage: Eukaryota; Fungi; Ascomycota; Sordariomycetes; Sordariales; Sordariaceae. The transcript has a single exon. The record is from RefSeq and is a predicted model, not a curated record.
GCGGAAGGAAUUUUACUAUAUUUUAACGGUGGAUAUUUAGAAGCGAUCCUUAUAGUUGAUUAUUUGUUCCAAUAUUUUUGGAAUGAUUACUAUAAUUAUACCGCUAAAGAAAAAGCUAUACGGGAUUUCGAGAAGUUGAAGAUGAGGCUUUUUAAAUGA